Molecule: messenger RNA, 2271 nt
Organism: Trichoderma gamsii
Lineage: Eukaryota; Fungi; Ascomycota; Sordariomycetes; Hypocreales; Hypocreaceae
Product: alpha-D-xyloside xylohydrolase
Exons: 2
Coding region: 1-2271 (756 amino acids)
Biological process (GO): carbohydrate metabolic process
Molecular function (GO): carbohydrate binding; hydrolase activity, hydrolyzing O-glycosyl compounds
Source: RefSeq, a predicted model, not a curated record
AUGAAGUUUCGUGAUGGAAUGUGGCUGCCCAUUGAGGGCAAAAGGACAGAAUACGCAGAGGAUAUCUACACUGUCACGCAGAGGCAAGACGGCCGAGCUUUGUCUUUGCUAUGUCCCACGAAGCAUGUUCGAUCGAGAGGAGAUACCCUAAACCUGCCCACUGUAACACUGGAUAUCGAAGCUGUGUUCGAUGGCGUAAUUUCUGUUGAGACAACACACUGGUCUGGAGCUGCCAAUAGAGGGCCUCACUUUGACCUUUUUCCUGACGGGAAGCCUGAGGACCAUGCCAAGAUUUCUGUAUCUGAUAAAGGCACAAUAAUCUCGUCAGGCUCUCUUAGUGCCACGAUUCACCCUAACCAGCACACAUUUGACAUCCGCUUUCAUGCAACGGAUGGAUCCAAGCAGCUCACAUCGUUGUUGAAUCGCAGUGUUGGAUUUGCAUAUGGUCCAGCGCCCAGCAGCCCGCUUCAGCUUGAUGACAUGAGAAACUUCGACCAUUACAUCUUUACACAGACAACGUUGAGUGUGGGGGAAACUGUUCACGGACUUGGGGAACGUUUUGGUGCUUUCAAUAAGGUGGGCCAGAGCGUCAGUCUAUGGAAUGCAGACGGCGGUACGUCGUCGGACCAAGCUUACAAGAACGUAUCUUUUUGGCUGAGCAGCCGCGGUUAUGGUGUAUUUAUCGAUACGCCGGAUCAUGUCGAGCUUGAAAUUGGCAGCGAACGAUCAUGCCGCGUGCAGACAAGCGUGAAAGGACAACGUCUGAAAUGGUAUCUGAUUUAUGGACCUUCGCCAAAAGAAGUCCUCUAUAAAUACACGAUUUUAACGGGCAGGGCCGGCCGGGUUCCUAGCUGGAGCUUCGGCUUGUGGCUUUCGACAUCGUUUACAACAAGCUAUGACGAGAAAACCGUCUCCUCGUUUCUAGAGGGUAUGAAAAGCCGCGAUAUUCCGAUCGAAGUCUUCCAUUACGACUGCUUCUGGUUAAAGGCGUUUCAUUGGUGCGACUUUGUCUUUGACACCGAAAUGUUUCCCGAUCCCAAAGGCAUGAUAAGUCGAAUUAAAGCUAGCGGACUUGUCCAAAAAGUCUGCGUUUGGACCAAUCCGUAUCUCGGCCAAGCUUCGCCUGUUUUUAGGAUGGCGGCAGAGAAAGGGUAUCUACUUAAACGAAAAAAUGGCGACGUGUGGCAGACUGAUCUCUGGCAGGCUGGAAUGGGACUCAUUGACUUUACAAACCCUGAAGCUACCAAGUGGUUUACCGGCUGCAUGGAGCAACUCUUUGACACGGGUAUCGAUUCCAUCAAAACGGAUUUUGGAGAGAGAAUUCCGACAGGUGACGUCCAAUGGUAUGAUGAAAGCGUGGAUCCGUCAAAGAUGCACAACUACUAUUCGUUCAUUUACAACAAGGUUGUAUAUGAGGCUUUACAGAAACGAUACGGCGAGAAUGAAGCAGUUCUCUUUGCGCGAUCUUCUACCGCCGGUUCACAACGUUUCCCAUUACAGUGGGGUGGUGACUGUGAAUCAACCCCCGAAGCAAUGGCAGAAUCGCUUCGUGGAGGUCUAUCUCUUGGCCUAUGUGGUUUUUCAUUCUGGAGCGUGGAUAUCGGUGGAUUCGAAGGCUCCCCACCUCCUUGGAUCUACAAACGCUGGGUUGCUUUCGGAUUAUUAACAUCUCACAGCCGUCUUCAUGGCAGCAAUAGCUACCGCGUUCCAUGGACCAUUGAUAACGACGAUCAAGGAGAACAGAGCUGUUCAAAAACAUUGGCAAGGUGGACCGCUCUAAAGGCCCGCCUCAUGCCUUACCUCUACGCACAAGCUGUGGAAGCUAUUGCGGGAGGCCUUCCGCUGAGUGUCCGCGCCAUGUGCCUUGAAUUUCCAGAAGAUCCAACUUCCUGGUACUUGGAUCGCCAAUUCAUGAUUGGAUCCAAAUUGCUGGUGGCUCCAAUCUUUGAAGAACCAGGAGAGGUAGAGUUCUACUUACCUGAGGGACGGUGGACGAACUUUUUCACAGGCGAAGUGAAAUUGGGGCCUAGAUGGGUGAGGGAAACUCACGACUUCGACACGCUACCAUUGUAUGUGCGUGAAAAUACAGUCCUAGUUUUGGGUAAGGAAGGUGAAAGACGGACAGUAUAUGACUACGUCAAGGACAUUGAGGUUCGUACAUAUCAUGUCAGCGCUAGGGCUAAGGUGAACCUUGUAGAUAGUGACGGUAACUUGAAAGGUACUUUGGAAGUGGAUUCGAAGGAUAAUAUCGAAACCAGCUGGGAAAAAUAG